Molecule: messenger RNA, 1998 nt
Organism: Exaiptasia diaphana
Lineage: Eukaryota; Metazoa; Cnidaria; Anthozoa; Actiniaria; Aiptasiidae
Product: succinate-semialdehyde dehydrogenase, mitochondrial
Exons: 11
Coding region: 1-1473 (490 amino acids)
Biological process (GO): GABA catabolic process
Molecular function (GO): succinate-semialdehyde dehydrogenase (NAD+) activity
Source: RefSeq, a predicted model, not a curated record
AUGGCGGCAAUGCAGAAACAAUUUUCGCUCAUUCGAAAUAAAGGGUUUAUAAGCGGAAAAUGGAUACCAAGCUCCUCUACGUUCCUCGUAUACGACCCUUCUACGGGGAAAGAAAUAGAGCGAGUUGCAGAUAUGGGAGAAAAGGAAGCUAAUCUUGCUGUCCAGGCAGCCCAUGCUGCUUUCAAAACGUGGAGGACAACAACUUCAAAGGAACGCAGUGACAAGCUGAAAAAAUGGCGAAAUUUAAUGUUAAAGAAUCAAGAUGAACUUGCAAGAAUUCUAACAAAAGAACAGGGAAAACCUUUAGCUGAAGCAUACGGUGAACUAAACUAUGCGAUGGCACACGUGGAAUGGCUGGCGGAGGAAGCAAGGCGUGUUUGUGGAACCAUCAUUCCUACUCCAUUACCUGGACGAAGACUAUUGGUAAUAAAACAACCAGUUGGUGUGACAGCUAUCUGGACACCCUGGAAUUUUCCAUAUGCAAUGGUGACCCGUGCUGCUGCUGCUGCACUUGCUGCUGGUUGUACAGUGAUUAUUAAACCAUCCGAAGAAACACCACUAUGUGCAUUAGCAUUGCAGCAGCUUUCAGAGGAAGCUGGUUUCCCACUAGGUGUGGUGAAUACCCUGCCUUGCUCUAGAGAGAAUGCAGGAAUCUUAGCUGACGUUAUCCUUAAGAGUGACCUUGUUUCAAAAAUGUCAUUCACAGGGUCUUGUGCUACUGGAAAGCUACUAAUGUCCAAGUGUGUGGAUACCGUCAAGAAAGUGUCGCUGGAACUUGGCGGCAAUGCGCCUUUUAUAGUGUUUGACUCAGCUGAUGUUGACCAGGCAGUGAGUGGGGUUAUUGCAAGUAAACACAGAAAUACUGGCCAGGCAUGUGUUGCCCCUAAUCGUAUCCUAGUACAAGAUGGUAUCUAUGACAACUUCGUUGCUAAACUUUCAGAAGCUAUGGACAAAAGGUUGAUAGUAGGACAUGGAUUGGAUAAGACUUCAACUCAAGGUCCGCUUAUCAAUGAAAAGGCUGUCGAGAAGGUCGAACGACAUAUCGCCGAUGCGGUAUCCAAGGGUGCUAAGCUCCUACGAGGAGGUCAUCGUCAUAAACUUGGACAUAAUUUCUUUGAGCCGACGCUUCUUGGUGAUGUGAAAGUUGAUUCGUUAGUAUGCAAAGAGGAGACGUUUGGUCCACUAACGCCACUUAUCAGAUUUAAAACAGAAAAAGAUGCAAUUGCUUUAGCAAACGCAACAACUGCUGGUCUUUCAGGUUACUUCUUCUCACGUGACCAUAGCCAAAUAUGGCGCGUAGCGGAAGCGUUGGAAGCAGGAAUUGUUGGCGUUAACGAGGGUAACAUUGUAUCAGAGAUUCAUCCCCAUGGCGGGUUUAAACAGAGUGGACUGGGUCGAGAAGGAUCCAAAUAUGGACUUGAUGAAUAUCUUGAGUUUAAAUACGUGUGUAUGGGAGGCAUCGAUGAAUACUGACGCUAUGCAAGAAUUUUUCAAAAUGGGAAAUUGCUUUUCAUCGGCAAGUGAUGAAGUUUUCAGUCCUUUCCGUGGUCCAUCAAGUCACAUUUUGUCCCAUUGGCUACUAGUGAAGUGCGAGAAUGGUGAUGGUUAUUGCUUUGUGCCAGUGUACAAGAAUAGAGGCGACCUUCCAUAUAUCUCGUAUGGCGAUGAAGAACUACAGGCAACUGACAAGGCAAAUGUUUCAAAAAUUCCAGAAUCGUUUAACAAUAAGAAAUGUGCUACGAGAAGUGGCUCAAGAUAAUGCUGGAACAAUGAUGGUAAAUGAUGGUGCAAAAACAACCAAAAUAUUGACAUUAAAUAUCAAGAUAAUGCUGGACAAUGCUGGUAAAUGAUGGUGCAAAAACACCCAAAAUAUUGAAUUAUAACUUUACUUGUAAUACUGAAUAUCGGAAAUAGAGGAUAUUACAUGGGCGUAUGGAGACACGGAUUUUAUCUUCGAGUGUUGAAAAGCUCUCUCACGAGUGAGCGUAGCGUACAUAU